Messenger RNA from Ipomoea triloba (trilobed morning glory), 1025 nucleotides. Its product is annotated as ATP synthase subunit delta', mitochondrial-like. Gene Ontology annotation, biological process: proton motive force-driven ATP synthesis. Bases 144 to 758 code for a protein of 204 amino acids. Gene Ontology annotation, molecular function: proton-transporting ATP synthase activity, rotational mechanism. The transcript has 2 exons. The record is from RefSeq and is a predicted model, not a curated record. NCBI's taxonomy places the organism in Eukaryota, Viridiplantae, Streptophyta, Magnoliopsida, Solanales, Convolvulaceae.
UAUGCGACAGCGCAAAAACGGAACCUUUAUGGCGAGAGAGAAAUAGAGAAACCGUUUCCGGGCGACGCCUCUGAGACAGCAGCCUCUUCGCUUUCCCAUUUCUCCGACUUGCGAGCCGAGCGAUCCCCAAUUUUGGUGCCACCAUGAUCCGUCACGCCGCCACUCGCUUGUUGAACCGAUCGGCAUCCGCCGCCGUCGCCGGAGGAUCGCGACGAUUCUCCACUGAUCUCGCCUCCGCGCCGUCCGCCGAUGAGGCCUUCGUGUCCGCCUGGACGAGGACGGUUCCUAACAUUGACCCGCCCAAGACGCCUCUCUCCUUCAUGCAACCUCGCCCGCCUACCCCUUCAUCUAUCCCCUCCAAGCUCAAAAUCAACUUCGUUUUGCCCUAUGCUUCCGAGUUCUCCAACAAAGAGGUUGACAUGGUUAUAGUACCAGCAACGACUGGACAGAUGGGUAUUCUUCCUGGACAUGUCGCAACAAUUGCUGAGCUAAAGCCUGGUGUUGUUUCUGUGCAUGAAGGAAAUGAUGUGAAGAAAUAUUUUGUUAGCAGUGGAUUUGUGUUUGUCCAUUCCAACUCAAUUGCUGACAUAAUGGCUAUCGAGGCAGUUCCCGUUGAACAAAUUGAUCCAAGCGCUGUGCAGAAGGGACUGUCAGAGUUCACACAAAAGCUCAACUCUGCAUCUACUGAUUUGCAGAAAGCUGAAGCACAAAUUGGUGUGGAUGUGUUCAGUGCUCUUAAUUCUGCUCUUACAGGCUAGGUGUGGCUUUCUCUUCUGCUCGGUUCAAUAAUUAUCUCCCGUUUUGUCUAUCUCGACAUUCCUCAUUAAAUCUUCCAAUUCCAUCCUUAAUCUAGUACUUUGAUUUUUAUAUUUUCUAUGCUGGAUAAUGGAAUGACAAGUCAUUCUUGAAACAAUUAUGUCACGCCCCUUAGGAAAAACCAGAGUGGCAACUGGCAAAUGCUUUUGUGAUGAGAAUCUCUCUCUGCAUCUCUCAUUAUUUGCAAUAUUAUGAUGUUCUUCUUCUUA